AUGGCCCGGGUCAUGAGAAGAGCCAUGUCGGCUUCGACUCGGCGCGCCCCCACUCGCGUCCUGCAGAGGAGACCUCGCAAACACAAAGUAAUCAUGGAGUCGGUUACUCAAGAGAAGAAAAAACUUCGGAGUGUGAUAUGUUUCGAAGCGCAGGCGCCAAGCGGCUAUACCUUCAUUCCUGCGGGCAACCCGCUUCUCACCACCGCGUGCAAGGAGCGGUGUCGGAAAGAUGGACUCCAGGUCUAUGCAGUCUCGACAACACCUCAUAUGCGCACACAUAACUUGUCUCAACAUGUCCAUAGGAUAGGAUAUCAUUUUCCAAGCACAGUUGUCGCAGCAGCCUGCUCAGAGCUAGGUCUAUAUCUCACCAGCGCUGGGAAAGCAGUACCCUUCCACACGCUUGGCAGUCUGAAAGAGCAACCCCCAGCAAACUCCGAGGUUGACCAAAUCACGAUUAAUACGGAGGCAAGAGAUGCCAUCAGAGACUUGUUUCCUAAUAUCCCAGACAACGAUCUCAAUCAGAUCAUCAAAACUGCGUUUCAAAAGGGUCAACGGAAAGUCGGCACAGCGUCAGAGUUACCUUUGGCUCGCCGAGCACAGUUAGCAGUUGUGGCGCACAUCCGCCAUCUCUACACUGAUUAUGAUCGCCUUUUAAAGCAGAAAUCAUUCCACGAAGCCAGAUCGGAAGUUGAGCAAGUCACCCUGUCCAAAGUUAUCGCAUGGCGUGGGGACGAUGAAAACGGCCAAACCGCCCUUGAGGAUGUCUUCCGCGAGGUCAUCGUCAUAUCAGAUGAUGAAGACAGUGAAACAGAAGAAGAUGGACCGGCAAUCGCAGGCACCAGGGAUCACAGUGUGGAAAUUUUCUCCAGCAAUCCCCGAACCCAUGAGAUUCAAACUCAACCGAUUAGUGCCGUACAUGCCUCGAACCAGGAUCCCUUGCGAGAGCACUCCGAGGAAGCCCCGCCUGGGUUCCGAAUCGUUACCAGGGUACCAGCGCAGAAGGCCAUCAACAGGCGAGGAUUUAACAGAUACCAAGCAUGGAAUCGCGCUCUCAACCGGUAUCGAGCUGAAGCAAAUGGCACUCAGCAGACCCAGAUUGGCAGUACCUCCAGUGAACAACAAAGUCCGCGGUACGGGAAACGUCCUGCUCCUGUUCAUGACAUGCCAGAUCCUCCAAGACGCCGAGAUGUCGCUCCCCAUUCUAUGGAGAUUGCCCCCAAAGUUGUUUUAGGCCCCGUCUAUGUUGAUAAUCCUGGACAGCGAUUGUUUGCUCUCCCACCAACGGAUCACCCGUCUGGAAAGAGCAAUGUAGGUGCUCAAGAGAGACACGCUCAAUUGGAAUCCCAGCGGACAAAUACUCAACAUGGGUCCAGUGGGAGAACAUUGACGCUAACUACACAGAACUCACAUGAACUUCGACAUUUGGAGAAGAAUCCUCAUCCGGUUGGAACUGCCGGUUACCCCCAGGCUAUAUUGCACCCAAAGACGAAUUCCAAUGGUCGGUCGGAGAGAAUCCCCGUACCAUCCAAUAAUGGAGCAGAUGCGCCCAUGUUUGUGGGCGGGCCACAAGAGCCACACCACAAUGGUGAGCACAAAUUCGGACCUCGGACUGAACUCCCUGGUUCCCAUUAUCCCAGGACAGAAGCACCCCGCGAGGAUGAUGCAAUCCCAUCGAUUGAAUUGAUUGAAUCUCCUGGCCUGGCAGAUAAGCGACGGAUAGAUGGCCGCUUAGCGCACCUGACCAACAGGAUGUCGCUUCGUUCUGUAACCCCAGUUCGUUCACAGGGCGAGACCUCCCGGCAUGGCCCUGCUGCGGCUCCAGGCAGCCCGGAUGAUCAGAACUGCAAGAGGAGACGGCUAGCGCACUAUGCUGCUGUCCCUGUAAGUUAUCGUCCCGAUAAUUGGAACACGAGACCCAUUGGAAAUCCGAUCUCGGAAGGGCCAAGAGGUCCGUACCGCCGCGAUGAGCCCCUACCAGGGCCUUACUCGCAGGACAGGUACUAUCUCCGUCAUGACCAUCCUCCGCCAGCGGAACAACCUCCAGUCAUAGGACACCACCCAGAGAGAAACCCAGGCUCUUUGGGCUCCCCGCAGGUCAGCUUAGAUGCCGGGCUAGCUAUAGACCGGACACGGAUCGCCGAUCCUUAUGAGCCAGUCCCCAUGCAUACAAAGUCAGGGCUUACUGGCACCAGCGGCGUGAUUGCCGCUGGUGACCGCACCUUCAGACCAGCACCGAACGUCUCUUACCCGGAAGUUCGUCCUACUCACUAUGAUGAUCGUAGACCCCAUUUGGACCGUGUGCGGCCCGCAAUGCUUCAAGAAUCGCGCCUCCCUGUUUGGAGAGCCUUUACUGAUGCCGAUCGUUCUGUGGUCCAUUCUGCUUCCUCCGAUGGGAAGCUGUACGCUGACGACUUCGUUCGUCCCGUCGAUAUCCGGGAGGUUCGCCCAGUGCCAGUGGAAUACUAUGUCCAGCGGCCAAGACACCAACAACCCCCGCGUGUGGAAGAAACCCGUAGCCAGCCGGCGCGGACGAGGAUACCUGACCACUACGUGCCCAAGGAUCUGCCUCAUACCCAGGGUCCUACCGAACAGCGUCAUCCUCGAAGUCCACGGGUAGCGCCAGCUUCUCACGAGCAGGCAUACCGUCCUCCCAACACUGGAUCUAACCCCCGCGAUCCGCAUAGUAAACCCAGCGGCGCUUCUCGUGAAAGACGCCCUGGUAGCGGGCUCGGCGCGCCGCGACGCGUCCAUGACCCGCGGUUCUUCCAGAUGGUCGAGCAAAAUCGCCCGAUUUAUGUGCAACGCGUCGAAUCGCAGCCGCCGCAGUACACCGUCCCCGAGGGACGGCAUAUUGUAAUUGUGGAUUAA
Messenger RNA from Penicillium canariense, 2868 nucleotides. Its product is annotated as DUF2293 domain-containing protein. The transcript is spliced from 5 exons. The record is from RefSeq and is a predicted model, not a curated record. Bases 1 to 2868 code for a protein of 955 amino acids. Lineage: Eukaryota; Fungi; Ascomycota; Eurotiomycetes; Eurotiales; Aspergillaceae.